Messenger RNA from Drosophila montana, 1028 nucleotides. RefSeq lists its product as uncharacterized. The transcript is spliced from 3 exons. Bases 127 to 768 code for a protein of 213 amino acids. Lineage: Eukaryota; Metazoa; Arthropoda; Insecta; Diptera; Drosophilidae. The record is from RefSeq and is a predicted model, not a curated record.
UGUCAAACGACAUCGUUUGGUUCUUCCAAAUAAACAAAGGUCUGCUCGCGGCUGCUCGGGUCUUUAGAAUAAGUUGUUUAGCUGGCUGGAAAGGCGUCAAUUGGCCCAGUUGGCGGCCAACACAGCAUGUCCAGCAUGCCCAGAGCUCUCCUAACGCUCGCCUACUUUGUGCUCACCUCCUGCUCCAUUGUGUUCACGGCCUGCGUCAAUAAUGUGACUGGCACGGGCACCAGCUCGCCCGGAUCGGGACCCAGUUCGGCAGUCAGCCUGAGCACUUCGCUGACCAACGACGGGCACAUUCAUCGCACGGCGGCGGCCAUCGAGCGGGUGAACAAGCUCUGGUGCUAUGCCUGUGAUACCAUGGACGACGGUCUGGCCUGCGUGGAUGUGCUUGAGCGCAACAGCACGGCGCUAAUGAAGAAGUGCCAGGGCGAGGAGUUCAUCUGCAUGGUCAAGCGCUUCUCGUACACCACCAGCACUGAGAACUCCACGAGUUCGCCAAAGAUGUGGUCGCUGGAUCGACGAUGCGCCGCCAACUGUGAGCCCGGCUGCAUUGUUAUAGGUGAGCGCACCAAGCUCUAUGCCUGCACAUCCUGCUGCGAGGAGUCCUUCUGCAAUACGGGACGUGGCGGCGCCGCUGGCAUCUUCCAUCGCGAGGCAACGGGCAUUGGCACGCGCAUCUUUUGGCUGGCAGCCCCGUUCCUGGUCAACAUAUCGCUAAUGCUCUACAAGCGGCAUGCCGGUCAUGUGCUCAUCCAGCUACAGUAGUCCCUCGUAAUGCAGCACCGACAACAAAGGGCGUGUGUACCUCAAGGAAUUUAGCCAAUUUAAGUAGCCAAACUAAGCACUCCACUUGCUCAAAUCUAAUUGAAUAAUUGAACUAAUUAACUGUACGAGUUGCCCGCAUUUGACCUACUCAUAGAUUUAGAUAUACAACUAUAUACUAGCCUGCAUAUAAGAAUUUGAGUGUGUACUUGUGUAUAGUUAGCCAAUGGUCUUGGUGUGAUAAUAAAUGAAUCCAAGUGUCA